This is a messenger RNA of Pleuronectes platessa (European plaice), 5487 nucleotides long. RefSeq names its product death-associated protein kinase 2. Gene Ontology annotation, molecular function: ATP binding; protein serine/threonine kinase activity. Lineage: Eukaryota; Metazoa; Chordata; Actinopteri; Pleuronectiformes; Pleuronectidae. Bases 476 to 1564 code for a protein of 362 amino acids. Gene Ontology annotation, biological process: protein phosphorylation; intracellular signal transduction; positive regulation of apoptotic process. Gene Ontology annotation, cellular component: nucleus; cytoplasm. The record is from RefSeq and is a predicted model, not a curated record. The transcript has 12 exons.
GUAUUUCCGUAUUCAAACCAGCCGCCCCUAAAUUACUUGAUCGGUCCACUCAGAAGUCGUGUUGAAUAACACGCACAGUGAACACUUGAUAGCCUGCUAGAAGUUGAUUGGAAUAAAAGGGAAAACAUUUUAAAAAAAGUCAUGUUUCAAUGUCUCUAGGAAGUGCCACGAACGCCUCUACAGGUUGCUAAACUCGUUUUACGGUAAAUCGGAAGUGACAUCAAUCUGUGUAUGUGGGUGUUUUCCGCAUAUCAGAGUCGAAGUGAGUUCCCCCAGCAGCCUUUACACAUCUGGACAUUUUCCCGGAGCAGGAGCGGUUCACGUCUUUUGGCAAGACGGUAGUUUAUGCGGACAUCUGUCCAUUUCGGGACAACGUGUGAGUACGGAGUUCUGAGGAUCAUAAACGACUUAAUGUUGGUUGUUAGAUAGCCAGGAGUGAACUACCAAAGGACCAGGGGGAUCAAAUCCAGUCAACAUGGCAGUCUUCAAGCCUGAAAAUGUGGAGGACUUCUAUGAGAUUGGGGACGUUCUGGGAAGUGGGCACUUUGGUCAGGUUCGACAAGUUCGUGAGCAGACCACUGGGACUUGUUGGGCAGGCAAGUUCCUGAAGAUAAGAAAGAUGGCCGGCAGCCGUCUGGGCGUGGACAGAAGCAGUGUGGAGCAUGAGGUGGAGAUCCUCCAGGCUCUUCACCAUCCAAACAUUGUGAUCCUCAAAGAUGUUUUUGAGAGCCGGGCAGAAGUGGUGCUCAUUCUGGAGCUGGUUAGUGGAGGGGAGUUGUUUGACUUCAUUGCUGAGAAGGAGAACCUGUUGGAGAGUGAGGCAAUUGAGUUCAUGAAGCAGAUCUUGGAGGGAUUGGGAUUCAUGCACAGCAAGAAAAUUGCCCACUUUGACCUCAAGCCAGAAAACAUCAUGCUGUCAAACAAAGUAUCACCAGACCCUAACAUCAAACUAAUAGACUUUGGCUUGGCUCACCGUUUUCAACAAAGCAAGGAGUACAGGAGCACAAGUGGCACCCCACAGUACAUUGCUCCUGAGGUGAUAAACAAUGAACCUCUCGGCAUGGCAGCAGAUAUGUGGAGCAUCGGAGUUAUUACCUACAUACUAUUAAGCGGUUUGUCACCAUUCCAAAGUGAUACUGAUGAAGGUACUCUGAAGAAUAUCAUUGCCAUGAAGUAUGAGUUCUUUUCACAAUAUUUCAGCACGACCAGCUCCAUAGCCAAAGACUUUAUCCAGAAACUCUUGAUAAAAAAUCCAAAUGAUAGAAUGACAGCUGAGGAGUGUCUGCUUCAUCCAUGGAUCAAGCCCAUCACACGUAAACAGGUGGCCAAUAGGAAUCGAUCUUCAAUCAAUAUGAAAAACUUCAAAAAGUUCAAUGCUAAAAGGAAGUGGAAGAUGUCCUAUAACAUUGUACUAAUGUGUAACCGGCUCAUCCAGCUUAAACUGCUGUGUAAGGGCAGCUCGGAUCCAGAUCCACGACAGCGGUUCGAGCAAAGACGAGACCCAGAAGAUCAAGGACUGAGGAAACGGGGCAAUAACCCGCAGUGGUCGCCACCCAUGACCUAAGUAAAACACUCCCCUUCCCGAGCUAUUUUAUUACCGCACAGUGCCAUUAAAGAGCAAUCAAUUGUGUGGAUAAAGUGAAACUGGUUGAUAUCUACCGGGUGCAUUGGAGUGUCUGCCUCGUGAACUGAAGUGGGAGAUGAUUCCACAGGAGAGGAGCUUGAAAGCUGAAAGCUCUGGCUCCUACUCUAUUUUUAGAGACUUUAGGGACGACAAGUAAGCCUGAAUUCUGGGAGAACAGUGCUCUAGUGUGCUGAUAUGGUACUAUCAGCUCUUUGAGGUAUAAUGGUGCCAUAUUAUUAAGGGCCUUGAAUGUGAGGAGGAUCAUUUUAAAUUCUAUACUAGAUUUAACCGUAAGCCAGUGUAGUGACACAAAUACAGGAGAAAUGUGGUCUCUUUUCUUGGUUCUUGUCAGGACACGUGCUGCAGCAUUUUGGACAAGCUGCAGAGUCUUUAACGACUUACUGCUGAAGCCUGAUAAUAAAGAAUUACAAUAAUCAAGUCUAGAUAUAACAAAUGCUUGGACUUGUUUUUCUAUAUCUUUUUGAGAAAGGAUACAGAAUCCAUGUGCAAGCCCUGUGCCAGACUAUGAAUUAAAAAUCACGGAAUGCAGAACUUUGAAGUCAAAGGCUGGGCCCCAAGAUGCUAGCGAGGUCUGAUCAAUCUGUGGUGGGACUGCCUUAAAAGAGCGUGUCUUGGGAUUAAAACCCAAGAACACCUGAUGGCACUAAGGUACACAAUUGACAAUAUGUCCCGAACAUCCGCUUGUGGUUGAAAACAUUAGCCAACAUCAACUGGUGUUUGGCAUCUUAAUACCUUAUGUAUGUGUGCCAUGGCACACACAAACUUAAUUAUCUCUUUGUCUCUCUUGCACGGACUCCCAGACACACACACCGACAAAGCUGGCGUCUCUGACGCGCAACAGUUUAAAUGUCCAUUUGUUUGAAAUGACCAGCACAAUAUCAACAUUGAUCACCACAUAUUGAUAGAUGCUUUUCUUAAAUGAAUAAAAUCUUCAUGUCAUUCUUCAUAUCUACCUGCAUUCAUGCAUUAAUUUAGCUCGUCUUGGCGUUUAUGUUUUCUUCCUCUCGCACGUACGCAAUCACACACAAACAGUAUCAUCUAACACAUUGUUAACUCAGACUGGGUAAAUACCCCAAUGAACACUGUAAGUGGAUUACUUGAUCACUAUAGGAACAAUUUCAUCCAAAGUUUUUGAUCCAUACAAACGGUUUUCACUGCACUGCAAUACAAUUUUGGUCACAAUAAUCACAAAAACCUCUAAGAUGCUCGAGUGUAAGUACCGUAAACCUAACCCUAACCCUAUGAUAGAGUUAUAGGGCUCUUAAAAGGGGCAAGAAAUUCUGAGACUUUGAGAAUGAAGUCAUACUAUUUAUGAGAAUAAAGUCUUAAUAGAUGGGCGGAGAACAUCACCUCCACCAUCAAGAAGGCCAAGCAGAGGAUGUUCUUCAACAUGCCGCAGAAAGUGAUGGUUGAGUUCUACACAGCCAUCAUUGAGUCCAUCCUCACUGCAUCAGUUACCGUCUGGUUCGCUGCCUCCACUGCCAAGGACAAGGGCAGACUGCAGCGGAUCAUUCGGUCAGGCUCUCGUAGACCGAACAGGACCAGUAAGAGAGCAGGCAAGAUCAUUGCUGAUCCUUCCCACCCUGGUCACCACCUAUUUCAGAGACUCCCAUCCGGAAAAAUACUCCUCGCACAUAGUUUAUCCGAAGCAAUCACUGAUCCUCAGCACCGCACGUGCCCAUAACAUAUUGUUUCUUACUGUAUAUAUUGUUGUUACAUUACAUGUCAUUUAGCUGACGCUUUUGUCCAAAGCGACUUACAUUUUUAGUACACUCAACAUUUAUGAGGGGCCAUUUAGGGGUUCAGUGUCUUGCCAAGGACACUUCGGCAUGCAGAUGGGGAAGAUUGGGGAUUGAACCGGCAACAUUCUUGUUGGAGAAGCCCACUCUACCCCCUAGGCAACACCGCCCCUUGUUUAAUGUCCAAUUGUUGUUUUAUGUUUUAUGUACAGUGCACCAAGGCAAUUUCCUAUAUGUGCAAAUAUAUAUAAAAAUAAUUCUGAUAAUGAUUCCAAUAUUACAAAUUUAAGAAUAGAGUCAAUGUUGUAAGAAUAAAUUUGAGAGGUUUAAGUCUCUCCCCAUUUCAAGCUAACUGUCGAGUCAGUAAAGGCAAAAUGGCCUAAAAAAAGAAAACAAUUAGAUUGGUAAUCAAGAUUUGAAUCUGGAGUUUCAGCCUGCGUGGUGGUUAUUUGCUAAACUAAAUUAUCUUUUAUCUAUAAUAUAAAAUAUAUAGAGCUGUGAAAAAUAACGCGUUAUGAUUAAAUUACAGGAUUAAUUCGUUUUUUUUUUUUAACGCAUGCGCAGAAGGACCUUCCAAUUCCGCCGCCUCUGCACUAGUCGCCGCUCUAAUGCAGUCAGACGGCAGCUGCCAUUCAAACAAACAAACAACAUGGAUAAUUCUGAUGAACCUGAGGACCUUCUGGACGGGAAGAUCGUGUUCCAAAAAAACAAAGAUCGAACAUUCAGUAAAACCAAGGUGAUAUGCACACUCUGCGAGAAGACGUUAUCGUUUCACCGUAGCAAUACCCGCCUAACCACCGCAACGCGAAGCAUGUGUUGGUCGGCGAGGGGCGUUCAAGUGGAAUGCGCCAAACCAGACUCACUCGCCGGACACAUUGUGCAAAAGAAGCGGUCAGCUUUACUGUCAGAGAAUUUGAACAAGUUAGUUUGCCUCACCAACUGGCUAAAGACCGAGUAGCUAAGAGGGCCUUUAGAGGCAUUAGAUUGUAUCAUGGUGUGGUUAAUGGUUGUGUGACAAAAAAUAUAAAAAAUGUCAACCAUCCUAUGGCUAAGAAGCUCAAAUAAUUUCUGUUUAAUUUUUAAAAAAAAGUUUUAUUCAACCACACAAUGGCUAAGGAACCCUAAUUCUGUUUAGGAUGAAGAUUAUAUUAAUGUUCCAUAUGGAAAAGCAAUGAUAACUGCUGAAGAACUGCUGAGUUGCAGCACAAAAGAAAAGUUAAAUGUCAUAAAUCUUGUUUUCACAAAAAUAUUCCGAAAAAAUCGGUAAUGUGAUUAAUCAUGAUUAAUCCAUAGAAACCUGUCAUUAAUUUGAUUAAAAAUUUUAAUCAUUUCACAGCCCUAAAAAUAUAAUGUAUUUUUUUCUCAUUAUAUCACAUUAUUCUUGUAAUGUUACAACUUUAUUUUUGCCAACUUAAAAUAUUCACGAAAUAUCCUUUUUUUUAAAUUUUAAAUAUGGCCCCAAUACUCCUUCCUAUAUUACUGUUAUAAUUGUAAAAAAAAUAAAAAAUAAACAGCCAUGGAGAUUCGUUAACUGAAACAUUUAUUUUCUCUGUUUUUUAAUACUGGUACAGAACAGGGAAUAAAAUACUCUGAAUGACAGCAUUUAGUUGAUCAGAGAAGGAGCAAGGUCAGCAGAGACAUUGAAAAAGUAGUUUAAACAUUACAACAGGCACAUAUAAAUGUUGAGGAAUAAAACAACAUAAAUGAGACAAAAAGGUAGGGGUGGUGGGCAGACAUUGAAAGACUGACAACAAAAUUAGCCAAGAGAUGGCAUUCAGCAGUAAAAGGAUGAGUCUUUGAGCAAAACCUGGCAGAAUGGUAGAGCGUCAGGACUUUUAGCUGGAAACACAAGAAGGAAAAGGUGACCUUGAGGAUUAUGUCUCAACUAAUCAUGACUCAUAACACCUUUACAUCACACUGUAACAGCACAAGGACAUUUCUGAUCACCCCUUCUGCCUCUAAUUCACUGGAUGUACUGAUUUAGUUGAAAACUACAAUAUUUAGAUUUUUUUUUCUGUACAAAACAGAUCAGAUGCAUGAGUCCUGUUUUACUCUAGGUCUUUAGAUACAGCAGUUCAAUAAAGUCCAGUCAAUGAACUUUAA